This is a messenger RNA of Symsagittifera roscoffensis, 4759 nucleotides long. Its product is annotated as rho GTPase-activating protein 29-like. Gene Ontology annotation, molecular function: GTPase activator activity. Gene Ontology annotation, biological process: activation of GTPase activity; signal transduction. The coding region runs from base 1221 to 4184 and encodes 987 amino acids. The record is from RefSeq and is a predicted model, not a curated record. NCBI's taxonomy places the organism in Eukaryota, Metazoa, Xenacoelomorpha, Acoela, Convolutidae. The transcript has 5 exons.
UCUGCUCACAUCUUUUAACGUUUAUCCGCUUUCUUUUUCUUCAUUUUUUCCCAUUUAAUCCUCUCUCUCUCGCUCACUCUCUUUUCAAACCCCGCUUGCCCUCCCAAGGUUCUUUCCCCGUCCAUUGCACCAAUAAGUCGAUGUCGCGUUAAGCGGAACAUGCAAUCCAGUUAGCCCUGUCUACUUUUUACGACAACUUGGGCUAAUUAGCAAGAGUAUAUAGUAUUUGCAUUUUGUAGCGCUUUUUGUUCAUUCAAAUGCAAGCUAAUCUUUACUGACAAUUGCAAAUCCUCUCUUUGCUCUUUUCACGCUCUGUCAUAAUUCGGUAGCAAGUACCACCCAAAUUUGAAAAGAGCCCAAAAAAGCUUCAUUUUCAUAUUAUGUAGCAGGGGCCGUGUUGUUCCACAUGCUAUGUUAGCACGCAUACAUGCAAGCAGCCAUACAGGAGUAACCACUGUCCCUACUGUGUGGCACUAGAAGAAAAAAGAAUUUCAUGUACAGCUUUUUUUCCUACUUUUAUCAUUUUCGGAAUUCAUUAUCGUCAGAAUUGUAUUUUUGUUGUUGUUGUCAUGAGUUCUGUGCUGUAGCUCUAGGUAUAGAGAAGAGCGUAGCAAAUAUACUACUGUAAUAACCAACUAACCUGAAGCGGCUACAACAGUUUUGCUACAAUUUUUUGCUAUUGCUCCGUGUGCUAUUAUAAUACACGAGCAAUUAUUAUAUUAGUUAUUACCAUUGCAUUAUUGCCAUUACCUUAUCUCCUUUUUUAAAAAAAUUUCUAAACGCUUUCCUCUUUCAUUCCUUCCCAUCACAAACACACAGUUAAGCACAGACUCCAUUUUUGACCCAAAUAGUUGCCACGGGGGCAAAAAGCAGACCAUCAAAUUAUUUUAUUCCAUUCCAUUCCAUUCCACCCACCAAACUCAUUUGAGGUAUUUGUUGGUUCCUCUUCUCAUUUUGCUCCACAAUAUGUACUAAUCUCCACAACUGAUUGCAUUUGAAAAAAUGACUCAAUUCAAAUCUAAUGCAAUAAACAGGUCAUAUUAACACCACAAAAAAGAAGUCACCACACAGCAUUUAUUAAAAGGCGACGCUCUCCCAAAGUAGAAAAUAUAGUGAAAAAGAAGAUGAAGAAUACUUGACGGAAAACUUCUCUUUCAAAUUAGCUUCUGCAGAAAUUAGAGGCAGUUUACAAAACGCAUCGAAGCUGAGUGUUGCGGGAAAUGUUCAGCAAGCUAGCGACUUCUUCCUCUUCAGUAUCAGGUCGCAGUGGGACUCUGCAUUUACAGCCCCCCUGCUCCCCCUCCCCUUCUGUAAUGUCCUCGCCCCACCCCAACAGUACUGCGAACGCAUCCCCAACCAGCAUGCCAACUUCAUCGGCCAACACAGAUGCAGUCGAAACACGAUUCUUCACACACUCAGAUGUGAAAGCAAUCGAAGCAGGCGAAAUUAAACUAGAUCAAAUUCUAAAGAAAUUUCUGCAAUGCUUCGAAAGAUACAAAUACGACGAAUCAGGAAUCGAUCUAUUCGAUUCUUUUUCAAGUAUGCUAGAGUUCAAGAAGCACUUCACAGACAUGCUCUCCAAGUUCCCUGAGUUUUCAACAACCAGUAUCACGACUGACUUAAACAAACUUCUAGCUUUACUUGCUGAUCGAGAUGAAAAUGUCAUCGAACCUGCGUUUCACCUCAUGUCAGAUCUGCAUUCACUGUUGCACGAAAGAAUUUUCCAUUUAACUGGCAGAGUCUCAUGCAAGUUGGAACAUGAGAGAGAUAGUGAGGCGAUUGAUUUUGAAAAGAUAACAUUGGAAGAAAUUAAGAGAAUACUUGAUGAAAAUAACAAGUCAGAGGUGAAACUUCCAGUAGUUGAGUCAAUUUUGGUCAACUCCGGCGAAAAAGGCAUAUCAAAGGCUUUUGAAUCCGGAGAGAUGUUCUCGAAAUACUUCCGCGAUUGUUUGUCUUAUGUCGAGAAGAAACUAGCGCUAGAUCUGGACUAUUGCGUGAAGUUGUACAAAAUUUCACAGGGAUACAACUUUUCUGCAGUUGACGAAAACUACGCUACUUUGCCUCUUUGGGGAACAGUAUCGUUUAUGAACCUCCAGGACAAAGAGUACUGCAAAAAAUUGAAUGAAGUGACUAUGGAGCUGCAGAACAGGAAGUUCGUGGAAUCUCUGCGCAGUCGCAAACAGGAAUUCGAUGACUUGCGCAAGGAGAUCAAAGAUCUGUGGGAGCUGGAGGAGAGAAAUUAUGCCAAUACGUGUUUGCUAGUCAGGAAGGCGCGAGAUAACUACUGGCUUAAGCAAGCAGAAGUGAGUAGACUAGAGCAAAGUAGCAGUGAAUCGGAGAAGCGACAAAAACAAAUGAUAGAAGCCAAGGACAGACUAUUAGACUCCAAAAUCAAGUACGACAGGCUAAUAGCUGUAGCAAAUGCCGGUCAGAAAUCAGUGAAAGACGAGCGCAAUACUGCCGUGAUUUGCAUCAGACAACUCAUUUUGCAGGCUGAGCUGAAGAUUCAGUCGGCUCUGAUUAACUACUUCAAGAUGGUGACUGGAAUGUACCAACUGAGACCUGUGCAGUAUAAACAUCUAGUAGAACAAAGUAGAAGUUACACCGUUGAAAACUUCUAUAGGGACCAAUUGAUUAGCAUCCUCAAUAACGAUCCCGAUCUGCCAUCUCAACAGGAGGAAGAGUUCAAGCUAGAAAACUGUCCGAAUCUCAACAUAAAACUGCAAGAGUCGAAAGCUAGCAGACUCUUCAGUAUAUCAAGCAGCGCCAUGUCAAAUGUGAUCAGCAGCAAGUCAAAAAGCACCGAAGAGGGUGGUUGUGGUAAACGGGCAUCCAAUUUGUCAUCAAUGCUAACAGUUCCAGGAUCGGCUUUCGAUUCAAGACAUACCUCAUUCUCGGACUUCACUUCAUCAGAUGCUGCCAAAACUCACAACUUCGCUGAAGUCGAUCGAGAUCCCUCCGUUCAUUUUCAGUGCACAUUUUGCGUCGAGUGCGACGUUUACGUGUUCUACGAAGCUUUGUUCUGUAAAACUUGUUCGAAAGCUAUUCACACAGGAUGUCUGAACAAACUUUCAAUCACCUGUUUUCAAGCGAGAGACGUGCCCCAGAGAAACAUGAAGAUAUUCUCAGUUCCUCUUUCCCUGCAACCAAUUGACAAUGCUGCAGGCGUUCCCGUGGUACUUUCAAAAUGCAUCAAGCAGAUUGAAAACGAAUUCUUGGAAAUCCGUGGGUUGUAUAGGACUGAAGGUGCAAAGGCCAAAGUCCAAAUUUUGUGCCAGAAAUUCGAAGAUAGUUAUAGUAGUGUUAAUUUAUCUAGCACACCUCCGCAAGUUCUCUGCUCCUUAGUUAAGCAUUUCUUCCGUGUUUUACCUCACAGGCUGCUUGACAACAAUUUGACUGAGGAUUGGCAAGAUGUGGGAAGAUGUUAUAGAGCCCUUAAAGAGGAAGACAAGUCGUACAAUCACUUACUGCAGAAAAGCGCAAAGUUGAUCGGUCUCCUUAGUGUGCAAAAUCAAAAAGUCUUACGAUUUUUUCUGCGUCAUCUGCGUCAAAUAACAGAACAUAGUUCUCUGAACAAAAUGAACGCAUACAAUUUAGGAAGAGUAUUUGGACCUACUCUCAUCACCAAUAAAAAGCAAGACGAACAUAUUUUUCAGCUUGGAAGACUAGACCAAGAAAUCUCAGAGUUGGACCAUCUUUCGGCGGUUAUCGAAAUGUUUAUAGAGGACUACCCAAAGUUAUUUGAGAACGUUAGCAUUCAAAGUUGCAGUUCAGAUCCGAUGUCGAAAACUCUGACUCUGGAUGAAACAUCGUCGACUUUGAAAUAUUCAGAACCGGAGCUGAGAGGCUGCAAAUCCACCGAAGCUACAGUCGAUAUAACAUCAACGGAGGGGAUGCAUUCAAAAGCGACCAAAAGAUCACUGCAAAGUCUAGCAAAACUGCAUGGAACUGUGAGUGUAGAGAACGCGUCGAUAUCUCCGACUUCGAAUGUUCUAGAAGAACCACCUCGGCUAAAUAAGUUUGAGAGUACACAGAGCUUCGAUCCGAGUACGGAACCAGCAACGUCUCCGACCAAUGAAGAGCCACGAAGAGUAGGAGCGAGCGAAGAUAGUGAACUUCGACUGUUGACCAAAACUAUUGUGGUUAGAAGUUCUAGCUCAACUCCCAACAUGGAAAAGAGCUGACGGAUGAUUCCAACAUCAACUAUCGGCAACGUUUAAGAAUUCUCAAUUUUUGAAGACUUGAAAUUUGAACUAGUAUAAACAGAAGUUAGACGAGAAUAAAUAGUUGUAUUGAUACAAUAAUUGUAUAAAAACGCUAGAAUCUUUGAAUAUGCUGUAAAUAUUUGAAGCCAUAGGGUAGAUUUUAGAAAGUAUGAUGCAUAUAACAAUUUAGAAACUAUUUGUAGCGAUUUCUUAACAUGUUCAAAAAUGAUUCAACUCUACUUAGUUUGUAGUUUACCUUCACAAAAUUUGAAUUUGAUGCAUUUUUACAAAUUUGACUGUUCAAUUACGUUCGUAUCAAUAAUGAUACUAAUGAAAUGGUUGGAGCUAUUUCGCAGCUAAGACUAUUACGUGGAAACUUAGACUAUUCAAUGGAUGGCUUUGUAAUCAUGAAUUAUUGCAGUAAUAAAUUUCAAUUUAUAUAUAGGUUCCAUUUGGGUAUGCAUUUUGUUGAUGUAAUUGUUUAAGUCUCGUCAAUUUCAAAAAUUUAAUUAUUUUCUAUAUCAAUGUAAAAGUUCUAGAUUUUAAUUUCUAAC